GUGAGGUGCUUGCCUUGAGAAUAAACAUGGCAUAAGGGAUCACACAGCUAGUACUUAUUUCAUUGCACAAAGAAUAUAAUGGUUUUAUAUAUAUAUAUAUUUAUUUUGAUUCUCCUAGCCAUCUUGUACUUUUUUGAUGGUAAAUAUUUGCUUGCGAUGGGUGUUUUCCAAUCUGCAUGUUUCCAUUUUGCAGACUGGGACAAUGAAUUGAUGUGCUACAAAGAAAUAAGUGAGGAUCUAACUUGCACCUGGUUGCCAGCACCCAGUGCUCCAAAUACUGUUAAUUACACCUUAUUCUUAAAAUGGGAAAGAAUCCAAAGGCUUUUCCAAAGAAAUACAUCAUCACCCACCAUCACAAUAGAACGAAAGGAUCUCUUCAUGCAACGCUCUGCAUCUAUUUGGAUAGCAGUGAAUUAUGCCCAUGACAGCUGUGUGAAAGGAAAGAACAUCUCAUUAACACCAAGCAAAGCAGGGAAGUGCUUGACACCAUCUAACAUAAAUGCUCAUCAGAUAACAAACCAACUGAUAAUAAAAUGGGACAUGCCUGCAACUCCUACACAAUAUGAACUGAGAUACAGAGAAGCACUCACAGAAACCACUCAGUGGACACUAGUGCCCAUAGAAAGCAAUGCUGUCAACAUCACUGUUUCAAAUUUAAAUGCUACAGCUUCAUACAUUGUUCAGCUCAGAUGCAUAGCCAAGGAUGGUCUUCACUGUGUUUGCAUUUGGAGUAGAGAGAUUUUGGUCCCUCACAAGCUCAUGAGCAAGCCAAGAAUAUCAUAUAAUGCAACUACAGAAAUCUCUCCAGGCAGAAGAAGUGUUCUUCUUAAGUGGGAGGUAAUGCAAAGUGAGAACAUCCUUGGAUACUACAUUGAUGUUGAAAGAAUACCCAACAGUUGUGCAGACUCACAAAAUCGCAUCAUUCUAAAGGACAGAAAUGUUCUUCUAAAUCUCUCUAUGGCUUAUUAUAGGGUUCAUAUUUCUGCCUAUAACAAAGAAGGAGAAUCUCCACAGACCAUCUACAUUGUCCCAGAUUCCUCUGCAACAGACUUGCCUGGCCAAAUCAAUGUUAAACCUCAGGGAACUGAUGCAGUUGUCACCUGGACUCCAGAAUACAGUCCAAAAUGUUUUGUGGUUGACUGGGGCACUGGUAAAGAGGAUAUGCGCAUGAAAAUUGUAACUACACCUGCUGGAAAUUUCACACUAGACAAUUUUCAGCCACGUAAGUUGUACAAAGUAAUGGUACAUGCAUCUGAUGUGUGUCAGUGUGAAAAUUUCACAAGACAUGAAAAGACUUUUGGAGUGACCCACUUUUACUCAGUUGAAGGAGUUCCUAGGGCAGGCCCCACUAAUGUGACAAUUCUGAAUAUCACAAAGCAUUCUGCACUUCUGAAGUGGACUGAAAUAGCAGCCGAAGACUGUUUGGGUUUUCUCCAGGGAUACAGAAUCAGCUACACAGAUUCAUCAGGGAAAAAGUGGCUGGCUGCUAGUGUCAACUCUUCUACCACAAGUUACCGUCUUACUGGACUUAAGGGAGAGACCAUCUACCGCGUACAGAUUUCAGGAUUCACUAAUGCUGGAGAAGGACUGCCGACUCUUUCACAACCUUUCAGUACUCUAAAAUACGAUAAAGGAGAAUUUGAAGGUCUUAUGAUUGGCAUUUUCUUCAGCAUGGUGUUUGUUUUGUUUUUUGCACAUGUGAUUUGUUCUCUGGUGUUUAAGAGGCUGAAAAUAUCAUGCUGGCCCAGCGUACCAAAUCCAAGAAACAGCAGUGCAAUACAAGAUAUGACAAAUUGGAAACCCAUUUCAAAGUCACUGCUUCAGGCCCUGACAGACAAUGAUACUACCAGCCUUUAUGUUGUAGAGCAUGAGGCAAAGGUUCCCUUGAAGCUAGAGCACUUUACAGAUGGUGUAGAAGUCAGCAAGUGUGACACUUGUCAGUCAGAAGAACGUAGCAAUAACAUAAACAUAAAUAUAAGACACAAAGGAAUCCCUGAAAAAACAGUAACAAGUGAAAAAGAAGGAAUCAUUUCCAUUACGGUACCACUCUUGAGUGACUACACCAGCAUGGAGUUCAGCCAGAAAGCGCUGAUGAGUCUAACAGUGAAGCUGCCUGCAAGAGCUGCUCAUCCUAACCUGGAAAUGGAACUAAGGAGUAAGCCAACACAAACUGAGCAUCAGGUUUUGUUUGCUCCCCAAGACUACCUCAAACAAAGCCAGGUAGUAUUUUUGCCAUCUGUACCAACUUUGAUGGGACAAGUCAACUUGAACUGAGGAAACUGCAUACUUUUCCUUAUCAAAAAUUCAAUUUCCAAAACCUCUGAUCAUUGAAUGGAGGCAUUAGGACAGUGAGCUUGUGACAAUGGUUAUGUUCUACUUAAUAAGCUCCUUCAUGAAAUAGAUUGACUAUAUAAUUAGAUUAGCUAUUUCCCCGUGGUCAUUCUGGGCAACUCCUACUGUCUUCACACAGACAAGAUUUUCAGGGAACUGUAUGAAAAACCUUCCAGUGAGAUGCAUCUCCUUGCUAAUGCCUUAGUCUGAGAGCACUGAAGAAGCCAUUUCAAGUCUUCUGAUCUAAAAACAAUGCUGUUCCAGUCUUCAGAAGAGUUCAGAAGAGUUCACUAAUUGGUGUGACCAGUAUAAGAUCUGAUUUUAAAGGCUAUUUAGCUCUUUAGUAAAAAUUCUACCAAAAGUGCCUACCAUGACAAAGAGGCUCUCCAUCUGGUCAAAGCUGGCUGAACAAAAUUGUGAGAAGCCUUGAAUUUAGGAAUGGAAAACGAUGCUUUUCCACCUAUUUAAAGCACUUAAUCUUAGAUGAAUAUUGCUGUGUAAGUGAAGUUGAUAAUAAGCAUAAUUAUUAUUACUGGAGUUCUAGUUGCAUUAAAUUAAGGAUAUUUCUUCCUAUAAAGACAUAGAAAUACAUUCAUGUUCUCUUGUGAGAUGUAGCUGCAGAUAAAAUUUCACCUUGUACACAGUAACAAAAUCUGAAGAACAGACUUUGAGAGCUGUAUAGGUAGUUCAGUUAGUCAUCCACAAAAGUUUGCAUAAAGAAUGUGUCAUUUAACUAUAGGGACUAUAAGGGUCUCCUCUUUCUGAUUUAUAUGUGACUGCAUCAUGUAUCUGCACAACACAAUGAGUCUGAACUGGUUUUCCAGCUUUUCCAGUUCAUGAUUCUCACCCAUAUAAACUCUGUAGGCAUUAAUAACCAUGCAGUUAGUGUAGAAGACCCAGUUUAUUACUGUCAACUCCAGUUUAUGAAACUUUAUUGAGAUUUAUUGAAAAAAUAUAUAUAUUGAGAUUAUUUUGUGGAGAAAGCAGUUGAUCAACUCUACACUAAGCAUUGAAUGUUCCCAAGACUGGUAUCUUUUAA
Molecule: messenger RNA, 3370 nt
Organism: Oxyura jamaicensis (ruddy duck)
Lineage: Eukaryota; Metazoa; Chordata; Aves; Anseriformes; Anatidae
Product: interleukin-6 receptor subunit beta-like
Exons: 13
Coding region: 79-2274 (731 amino acids)
Biological process (GO): cytokine-mediated signaling pathway
Cellular component (GO): signaling receptor complex; membrane; external side of plasma membrane
Molecular function (GO): cytokine binding; cytokine receptor activity
Source: RefSeq, a predicted model, not a curated record